This is a messenger RNA of Gymnogyps californianus (California condor), 3345 nucleotides long. RefSeq names its product SRY-box transcription factor 17 (gene SOX17). Gene Ontology annotation, molecular function: DNA-binding transcription activator activity, RNA polymerase II-specific; RNA polymerase II cis-regulatory region sequence-specific DNA binding. Lineage: Eukaryota; Metazoa; Chordata; Aves; Accipitriformes; Cathartidae. The record is from RefSeq and is a predicted model, not a curated record. Gene Ontology annotation, biological process: positive regulation of transcription by RNA polymerase II; anatomical structure morphogenesis; vasculogenesis.
AUGAGCAGCCCCGAUGCGGGCUACGCCAGCAGCGACGACCAGGCGCAGGGGCGGUGCUCGCUGCCCAUCAUGAUGCCGGCCGUGGGCCCCUGCCCGUGGGCAGAGUCGCUGAGCCCGCUGGGCGAGGCGAAGGCGAAGGGCGAGGCGGCGCCGUCGGGGGCGGCGGGCGGCCGGAGCAAGAGCGAGGCGCGGAUCCGGCGGCCCAUGAACGCCUUCAUGGUGUGGGCGAAGGACGAGCGCAAGCGGCUGGCGCAGCAGAACCCGGACCUGCACAACGCCGAGCUCAGCAAGAUGCUGGGUAAAUCGUGGAAGGCGCUGUCGCUGGCGGAGAAGCGUCCGUUCGUGGAGGAGGCGGAGCGGCUGCGGGUGCAGCACAUGCAGGACCACCCCAACUACAAGUACCGGCCGCGGCGGCGGAAGCAGGUGAAGCGCCUGAAGCGGGUGGAGAGCGGCUUCCUGCAGCACGGCCUGGCGGAGGCGGCGGGGCCCGGGCUGGGCGGCGAGGCCGCCGGCGGCGGCGGCGGCGGCAGGAUGUGCGUGGAGGGCCUGGGCCUGCCCUACGCCGAGCAGGGCUACGCGGCGGCGGCGGCGGCGGGCGCGGGCCACUACCGGGACUGUCCGCCGCUGGGCGCCGCCUUCGACGGCUACAGCCUGCCGACGCCGGACCCGUCGCCGCUGGACGCGGCGGAGAGCGAGGCGCCCUUCUUCGCGGCGGGGCUGCAGGAGGAGUGCGCGCUGGUGCCCUACGGGUACGCCCCGCACCCGGCGGCCGAGUACCCGCCGGCGGCGGCCGAGAGCCCGGCGGGCGCCGCGCUGCGCCGGCACCUGCCGCCCGGCGAGGCGCUGGGGCCGGGCGGCUCGCUGCAGGGGCUGCUGGGCUGCCCGGCGCCGCUGCACGCCUACUACGGGCAGGCGUGCCAGCCGCCGGGCCCGGGGCGCGGCCCGCCGCCGCCGCCGCCGCCGCUGCCGCCGGGGGCGGUGGGGCAGCCGUCGCCGCCGCCGGAGGCGGUGCCGUGCCGGGAGCAGCUGGAGCACUUGCCGCAGGAGGAGCUGCUGGGCGAGGUGGACCGCACCGAGUUCGAGCAGUACCUGCGCUUCGCCUGCAAGCCCGAGCUGGGGCUGCCCUUCGCGGGCCACGACGCCGCCGGGCUGCCGGCGCCCGAGGGCGCGGGGCCCGUCUCCUCGGCCGUGUCGGACGCCAGCACCGCCGUCUACUACUGCGGCUACCCCGACGUCUGCCCUUGCUGCGCCGGGGAAGGGGGUGGCAGCGGGGGAUAUCAGAUCUCCGCUGCGGAGAACGAGAGCAGUAAAUCAGGGUUCAAAGUAGGUGAAAAAUUUCGACACGAGCCUCUAAAGGGAGAGGCCGGCCAGGAGCAGCCCACUCGGGCACCCAACCACGGCGGCACCUUUAACCAAAACCUGCACCAUGCUCGGGAGAUAGCGUGUCUCCUGCCCAAAUAUUCGGCACCCAUCUCUCCAGCAUGCUCCAGACAGGGACAGCGGGCGCCGAUUCCCAGGUUAACCGGGCCGGUACGGAAGGCUCAGCCUACGGGUGGAGGAUCCACGGGGCGACCCGCCGCCGCCACCGCUCGCCCGGCAGCCUCCUGGCGGCAAAGCCCCGCGGUGGCUUCUCUGUCCCGCUGCCGAACAGCACGAACGGAGGGGCCGGGCGCCGGCAGCCGGCAGCAGCGAGCGGGGCCCGAGCGGCGAGCCCGUCCCGCCGCCCCGCCGGAGCUCUCGGCCUUGGCGGCGGCGGCGCGGCCCGAGAUGAGCAGCCCCGAUGCGGGCUACGCCAGCAGCGACGACCAGGCGCAGGGGCGGUGCUCGCUGCCCAUCAUGAUGCCGGCCGUGGGCCCCUGCCCGUGGGCAGAGUCGCUGAGCCCGCUGGGCGAGGCGAAGGCGAAGGGCGAGGCGGCGCCGUCGGGGGCGGCGGGCGGCCGGAGCAAGAGCGAGGCGCGGAUCCGGCGGCCCAUGAACGCCUUCAUGGUGUGGGCGAAGGACGAGCGCAAGCGGCUGGCGCAGCAGAACCCGGACCUGCACAACGCCGAGCUCAGCAAGAUGCUGGGUAAAUCGUGGAAGGCGCUGUCGCUGGCGGAGAAGCGUCCGUUCGUGGAGGAGGCGGAGCGGCUGCGGGUGCAGCACAUGCAGGACCACCCCAACUACAAGUACCGGCCGCGGCGGCGGAAGCAGGUGAAGCGCCUGAAGCGGGUGGAGAGCGGCUUCCUGCAGCACGGCCUGGCGGAGGCGGCGGGGCCCGGGCUGGGCGGCGAGGCCGCCGGCGGCGGCGGCGCGGCAGGAUGUGCGGAGGGCCUGGGCCUGCCCUACGCCGAGCAGGGCUACGCGGCGGCGGCGGCGGGCGCGGGCCACUACCGGGACUGUCCGCCGCUGGGCGCCGCCUUCGACGGCUACAGCCUGCCGACGCCGGACCCGUCGCCGCUGGACGCGGCGGAGAGCGAGGCGCCCUUCUUCGCGGCGGGGCUGCAGGAGGAGUGCGCGCUGGUGCCCUACGGGUACGCCCCGCACCCGGCGGCCGAGUACCCGCCGGCGGCGGCCGAGAGCCCGGCGGGCGCCGCGCUGCGCCGGCACCUGCCGCCCGGCGAGGCGCUGGGGCCGGGCGGCUCGCUGCAGGGGCUGCUGGGCUGCCCGGCGCCGCUGCACGCCUACUACGGGCAGGCGUGCCAGCCGCCGGGCCCGGGGCGCGGCCCGCCGCCGCCGCUGCCGCCGCCGCCGCUGCCGCCGGGGGCGGUGGGGCAGCCGUCGCCGCCGCCGGAGGCGGUGCCGUGCCGGGAGCAGCUGGAGCACUUGCCGCAGGAGGAGCUGCUGGGCGAGGUGGACCGCACCGAGUUCGAGCAGUACCUGCGCUUCGCCUGCAAGCCCGAGCUGGGGCUGCCCUUCGCGGGCCACGACGCCGCCGGGCUGCCGGCGCCCGAGGGCGCGGGGCCCGUCUCCUCGGCCGUGUCGGACGCCAGCACCGCCGUCUACUACUGCGGCUACCCCGACGUGUGAGGGACUCGCCCGGGGGCACGCGACGGACUGGCAGGGAGGCGCCCGGCCCCGCUCCUAUUUAUGUAAUUUAUUUGAAUCUUCUCGGGAGAGUUUCGCAAACCCCGCCUGGGCGGAAAUAUGCUACUAUUGUGCAGAUUAAAAGCAUGGUUCAAACUGUUUUUUGACUGCUGUGCCAGCAUGUUUACAUCUUUUUUACAUCCAUGCCCAAAAUUACUGUUAUUCUUGCAACAUCAACACGGUUACUUGUUUGCCCAGAACAUGUUUUUAUUAGCUGUUUUUAACUAUAUUUAUCCCUUUUUUUUUUUUUGUACUUCAGGAAAAUAAAUUUAUGUACAGCUG